AGGCUGAGUGGAGGCGGGAUGGCGCUGGAGGCGGUGUGCGGGCUGCCCGGGCGGCGGGAGUGGGGCGCGCCGGGCUCCGGAGGGGCUCUUCUGGGGCUGCAGCCGGGCGGAGUGGCGCAUUACGCCUUCGGGGCGCAGGAGGAGGCGCGCAUCGCGGUGCCCCCCGGCAGGCAGCCCUCUGAGUUCCUGCAGUCUCUCCGUGAGGGCAGCGGAGAUGGGCACCGGCUCGAGCUGGCCCACGGCACCACCACCCUGGCCUUCACUUUCCAGCACGGGGUCAUCGUGGCCACCGACUCCCGGGCUUCAGCAGGCAACUAUAUCGCUGAUCUGCUUUACAACAAAGUGAUCGAGAUCAACCCCUACCUCCUGGGGACCAUGUCCGGAAGUGCAGCUGACUGCCAGUACUGGGAGCGACUCCUGGCCAAACACUGCAGGCUGUAUUACCUGCGCAACAAGGAACGGAUCAGCGUCUCGGCGGCCUCCAAGCUCCUGGCGAACAUGCCCUCUGAGUACCGGGGGAUGGGCCUCUCCGUGGGCAGCAUGCUCUGCGGCUGGGACAAAAAGGGUCCUGGCCUUUACUAUAUAGAUGACAACGGGGUACGCCUGUCGGGCCCCCUCUUUUCCACGGGAAGUGGAAAGCCUUAUGCUUACGGGGUGCUGGACAGCGGAUACCGCCCUGACCUCAGCGUGGAAGACGCCUACGACCUGGGCAGGCGGGCCAUCUCUUACGCCACCCACCGUGACUCGUACUCUGGAGGGGUGGUGAACAUGUAUCACAUGAAGGAAGACGGCUGGAUCCGGGUUGGGCGCACUGAUGUCGCCAUGCUGCUCGACCAGUACGCAGAGGCCAAGAAAUGAGAUGCGAUGGGCAAGAACCGUGUGGUUCUUUGACAAUCAGGCUGAAGGGGAAAAGGGACGGGCUCUCAGGCCAAUAAAGAGACUUUUAACGUUUUG
This is a messenger RNA of Heteronotia binoei (common prickly gecko), 954 nucleotides long. RefSeq names its product proteasome subunit beta type-8-like. The record is from RefSeq and is a predicted model, not a curated record. Bases 19 to 858 code for a protein of 279 amino acids. The transcript has 6 exons. Gene Ontology annotation, molecular function: threonine-type endopeptidase activity. Gene Ontology annotation, cellular component: proteasome core complex. Lineage: Eukaryota; Metazoa; Chordata; Lepidosauria; Squamata; Gekkonidae.